CAACGAUCCGACAUCAAAUUGCGUCGCCAACGCAUCAAUAAUGAUACCCGGGUUGAGACGUGGGAGAUUUUGCAAAUGACGGACCUCAAUAUUCAAAAGACUACAUACAUUGAGCUUGCCGAAAACCAUCAUCUUGCCUGUGUGUUGAAUCGAUUGGCAAUUCUUCGACCUGGGCCUUUGGGGCUUCCUCGACAUGUCGAUUUUCAGCAAAAUCUCCCUUUUGCAUGGAGAGAUUUUGAGAUGGGACGGACUAAUUGCUAAGAUGUUCUCGGUUUGGGUUACAACUGGGAAACUAAAGGCCAAUGCAGCGGUUCCUAGCUUAGGGGGCUUUAGAAAUAAGACUUAUCUAAGUCUUAUAUAUUUUUGGCCACUUCCUUAGUUGAUACUUACAGUUAGUCAAGGUUGCUCCAAAGACCAACCGUACCAGUUCACCUAGCUGGAUCAUACUGACCUCACGACCCUACAGCUCUUACUUCUAGAGAUUGACCUUACACACCUUGCUA
Messenger RNA from Ilyonectria robusta, 503 nucleotides. RefSeq lists its product as uncharacterized. The record is from RefSeq and is a predicted model, not a curated record. The transcript has a single exon. NCBI's taxonomy places the organism in Eukaryota, Fungi, Ascomycota, Sordariomycetes, Hypocreales, Nectriaceae. Bases 76 to 261 code for a protein of 61 amino acids.